Molecule: messenger RNA, 3717 nt
Organism: Suricata suricatta (meerkat)
Lineage: Eukaryota; Metazoa; Chordata; Mammalia; Carnivora; Herpestidae
Gene: LZIC
Product: leucine zipper and CTNNBIP1 domain containing
Exons: 7
Coding region: 224-796 (190 amino acids)
Biological process (GO): negative regulation of Wnt signaling pathway
Cellular component (GO): cytosol; beta-catenin destruction complex; nucleus
Molecular function (GO): beta-catenin binding
Source: RefSeq, a predicted model, not a curated record
CGCCCCGCUCUUAAAGUGAAUGAAACCACUUGUUGAUGGUUUUCCUGUCCCUCAGCCAGCUCCACCUCCCAGUGGUUGAACUUUGAGCUUCUUGUAGCCCUGAUGAACAGCUUGGCUUUCGUCAAGUUUAUGACACUUGGAGCUUCAACAGUUGGAAAUUUAUGCACUUGGGGACUGGGCAACACUGUGCGGAGUUCAAAGUGCUAAGAGGCCAGAGAUCAGAAUGGCUUCCAGAGGAAAGACAGAGACAAGCAAAUUAAAGCAGAAUUUAGAGGAACAGCUGGACAGACUAAUGCAGCAGUUACAAGAUCUGGAGGAAUGCAGACAGGAACUCGAUACGGAUGAAUAUGAAGAAACCAAAAAGGAAACUCUGGAGCAACUAAGUGAAUUUAAUGAUUCACUGAAGAAAAUUAUGUCUGGAAAUAUGACUUUGGUAGAUGAGCUAAGCGGAAUGCAACUGGCCAUCCAGGCAGCCAUCAGCCAGGCCUUUAAAACCCCAGAGGUCAUCAGAUUAUUUGCAAAGAAACAACCAGGUCAGCUUCGGACAAGGUUAGCAGAGAUGGAUAGAGACCUCAUGGUAGGAAAGCUGGAAAGAGGCCUGUACACUCAGCAGAAAGUGGAGAUACUAACGGCUCUCAGGAAACUCGGAGAGAAGCUGACCGCGGAGGACGAGGCCUUCUUGUCAGCAAACGCAGGCGCCACGCUCAGCCAGUUCGAGAGAGUGUCCACAGACCUUGGCUCCGGAGACAAAGUUCUUGCCCUGGCAAGUUUUGAGGUUGAAAAGACCAAAAAAUGACAUGGUGUGGCAGCUUGGGACAUUGAUCACAUUCUUGCUGUAAAUGACGUUUGUCUCGUAGGGAUUUUGAAUUGUUGCAAAGAAAUCAUGAGAUCCUUGAAAUGCAUUGAUAACCUAAGAAACGGUGACAGAAAAGAUACUUUGGCUUCUGGUUAUACCCUUCCCCGUUGUGUUUCAGGGCUCCCUGCCUGAGUGAUCCCAGAUUGUUGGGGUGAGGAGCCCGUCGGACCUCAUUCACUAUGUCUUGUGUGUUUGAGAGAAGGAACGGAAAACGGUCUCUCUGCCUGUUUUUAUGAAACCUCCUUGUUUUAAGUCCUGAUAGUAAAUGAAAAGAUGUGAACUAAUGAUUCUUUUCUCUCAUAAUUGGUCCCCACUUGUUGGAGUGCAUAGUGUAGCAACAUCACUAGAUGUCAUGUGUGUUCAGAGAAUUUUAGAGUUCUAAGUGAUCUUGGAAACCAUUUUCACUUUAUAGACAAGGAAACUGAGGCUCAGAAAGAACACGUUGACUUGCUGAAAGUCACGUCCGAGACAGAGCUGGUGGUAAGACGUGGGCGUCCUGACUCUCAGUUUAGUGUCUGUUGAGUUUUCUUUCUUUCUAUUUUGUGCUGUUUUUGAAAACUAAUUAACACAUAUUUGGGCAAGUCUGUGUUUAUGAAAAUUCGGUGUCCCAACAAAAAGUUGUCACUAAGGGCCCGGUCCCCCAGCCAGGAGGGCCUCCAUGUGAAAGGGGCCAUUGUGUCCCUGGGUUGUGAGCUUGGAACAAUGGGGGCCCUGUUGAGAGUCUCCCGUGGUAACUUAACCUCCUGCUUUGUUUAAGUGGCAGCCAGAGCCCCCCAGCGCGCCCCCCUCCCCACGUGUGUGACCUCUUUGCUGAGACCCAGAGGGUGGGGACUGUAAAUAUGAUUUCCCCUUCUGUUUUUGGAGAAACAGAACACGUUACGAGGAAAAGCGACUCUCGAGUGUUUAUAUUUCCCUGCGUGCUCAAAUGCAUCGAUUUCCCCAUGCGCGUGGAUGCUCGCUUAUUUUCUGGGCUCUGGCCGCUUGAUGCUUUUUCAUGUCUGUCUCAGUUUUCUUUUCCUUUGCACUUUAUACAAACUAAAAACCUUUCCGAAGCUUCCCGUAUACUGUGAACCCCACCGGUGCUCUGCCGGCUGGCCACGCGAGGGACCUCAGCUUCAUCAAUGCCUUAUUUGAAACUCUUAAUGGGUAGCUUUUUUUAUAUACUGGCUUAUAGAAGUCAGAAACUUAUUGAAAUUGUGACAAACCAACAAAAAGCAAAUUAAUUACCUGCUAUUCAUGUAGGAUUUUACGGUCACUCAUCAAUAUUUCAUUAUUCUGCAGUUUUGUUUGUCUGUGUUUUCAAGUCAUCUCUACACCCAACGUGGGAUCCCGAGAUAGUGUCGCAUACUCUACCAACCAAACCAGCCAGGUGCCCCUCGUCUGUGUGUUUUUAAAUCGAGGUGAAACUCAUAUAAAAUUCACAAGUGUACAAUUCAGUGGUGUUUGGUACAUUCACAGUGUUGUGCAGCCAUCACUAAUCUAGUUCCAGAACAUUCUCACCACCCCAAAGGAGACCCUGAACCCAUUAAGCACUCUCUCCUCAUGACCUCCUGCGUGUCCCAGCCCUCCGGCAACCGCUAACCUGCUUUCUGUCUCUGGACUUACCUUUCUGGAGAUUUCCUGUCAAUGGAAUCCUACAGUAUGUGACCUUUUGUGUCUGGCUUCUUUCACUGAGCGUAUUUUCAAGGUUAAUCUAAGCUGUAGCAUGUUAUCAGUACUUCAUUCCUUUUCAUGGCUGAAAAUGUUUCCUUGCAUGGAUGCUACAUUGAGCUUCUCCAUCUACCCCUUGAACAUUUGGAUGUUUUCCACUUUCUGGCUAUUGUACAUAGUACUGCUGUGAACAUUUGUAUCUAAGUGUUCAAGUAACCUGUUUUCAGUUCUUUUGAGAUUAUAGCUAGGAAUGGAAUUGCCGUGUGUGUGUGUGUGUGUGUGUGUGUGUGUGUGUGUGUGUGUUGGUUUGGUUUUGUUUUGUCUUUUAAGCCGUAACAAGAUUCCCCUUUCCCCUCCAGCAGGAGGAUAAGGAAAAUUGGGAAUAUUUGGUAUUUGAAAGGGGCCUGCAUGAACCUGGAGUCCUGAAUUUUGAUUUCCCUUACACUUUCUAGAAGACUAACAUCAAUGAACUAUUUUGUCAUUAAUACAUUAGUGUAUUCAUUUUGUAAGUAAUGACUAGUACUCAAAAUUAAUCUUCCUCUAAAAGUCACAAAGUUAGCAGUACCCAGCAAGAUACUGUCAUUCGUGACCGUGUGACCUUUGGUAGGUUACUCAAUCUUUUGGAGGCUCAUUUUCCACUUCCAUUCAGUAGGGAUAGGUGGUAGGACUUACCUACCACGUCGGGUUACUGUGGAUCUCUCUCUCCCUUAAUGCAGAGAGAAGUUUCGCUUUGGAGCUAAUCUGCCAUUUAAUAGUUCUUUCGAGGGCCAUGUUAUAUAUUUUGUUUCACAAAUUUGGUAUUUAAUUCAGAAAAAGGGUAAUUGAGAAGCGAGUAAUUUGAAAAUUCUGUAUACAGUUAUAAUUAUUAAAUGAUUUGCAAACUGUGUUUCCUGUUCAUAUUUUGCUGUUUAAACUCGGGGGAAUUCUCAGUCAGCAAUAACUAGUGCUAAGGCAGCUAACUUUUUGAUAUCUUUGGGUCAAGCUAAUACUUUAGUGAGAAAAAUUCCUGCAUUUUUCAAAGAACUGGGGUUGAAGCAGACGUAGGUUCCAAGAGCAAGUGUACAACUGAGCUGUUUAAUGGAAGGUAACCAUUUGAAACAAUUUCUAGGGGCUCCUCACUGGCUCAGUCUGAAGAGUGUGUAACUCCUGAUCUCGGGGUUCCACGUUGGAUGUAGAGAUUACUUAAAAAUAAAAUCUUUAAAAAAAUAAAA